AUGCCGCCAACAGACUUGCUAUCAUCCGACGGAGAUGGCAGACCCUAUUCCUCCCUGUCUUCGCAUAAUCUGUCUUCCUACAACCCGCCUUCGAGCCAAGGACCAGCGGAGCCAUACUACUCUAAUGAAGAAAUAUCAAUCAUCUACGAGUCCGUACUGCGCGGACAGGAAAUCCUCGCCGCCGACGAGAAGCGAACGCUCACCGAGACGGCGGCGUUGUUUGAGGGCAGCGAGCAAGUUUUCCCGCAACAUGGAAUCUCUACCGAUGACCCACGCCUGUCGCGACUCCUUUUCAAGAUCGGUGGCAGGCGCGGCGUCGGGCCCGGCCUGCUCAGGAAGUUCCGGUCCGUCUUAGAGGGCAUGGACAUCGAGAUCAACCUGGAUGGUCACCCUCUUCAGUCAACCGACGCCGGCGACGACGAUGACCGGCCAGCACUUUCAACCCGGUCCAACUCUUUUGCGCACUUGCCCGGGGGCGCAACGAACAGCAGCAUAUCUACCAGCCCUCGGCAGAAGCCAAGAGAUGACAGCGAGGGAGAUGUUGCUGUCGCGUCGAAUCUCAAUGGCCACUCGCGCAUUCAUUCCGAGGCAUUGGCUGACCUGGAACCCAACGGAGUCGUUACCAAGACUGACGGUUCGCAGCGUCCUCGCGCUGUGUCGUUUGUCUCCUCGACAGAGGACUUUCCCCCACGGCCACUCCCCGAGAUCGCCCCGCAAACUCCGGCGGCGCAGCGUGGAGCCAGGCCUGCUGGUAAUAAUGGUCCCUCGGGUCAGUCGUCGCAGGCAACGUCUCCAAAUCGAACGCGCCCCUUGUUGCGACCCCUGCCGGCAGCUUUCGGACGUGUCAACCUGCCUAUCCGACCCCCUGUGCCACCAUCGGUAUCAUCAGCCGCCGACUCACCACAGAGACCACCUCAACCUGUUCACUCAUUACCAGCACCUCAGGCUCAGCAUGACCUGCCAAUGCUAUCCAGAUGGCUACAGAGCAGCAUUUCGAACCCGAGAUCUUUCAGGGCUACUCCGCAUUCCGGUAGCAUCCAUGCGCCAGAAAUCAACUGGCCAGGUGGCUCUCAUCCGCACCGCAUUCAGGUGGCAGAGUCAUCCCUGGACGCUGAUGAAAUUAUUUAUGAGGACGAAAAUGGUGACGACGGCGAGGUCAAAUCUCGUGACAACGACAACCAUGCUUUUGACGUCGCUAACGAACAUGCCCAACUACCUCUGCGACCCAAGACGACCGCUGAGCCCCAGGCCCCCGAAAGCGAUUUACAUGAUGCUGAUGUUUCUGGAAAUGGAGACGCAGAAGGCAAUGAACAACUUUUGUUUGGCUAUGGCAGCUUACUCGGCCCUCAAAGGAACGAUACGGCACGAAGUGCUCGUAAACUGGCACCUUCGGCCUUCCCGAAACAAUACACAAGAAUAUCAUCUACCGAGGUUCAUCGUCAAGGCCAGGAGGCCCUGAAUCCAGAUCAAAUUUCAGGGGCCAGGCAUAGCGAGACACCACUUCCCCCAUAUGGUUCACCUCCCAGAGAUGAUGAGAAUUUUGCCGGCUCAAAAUGGCAUGAGCCUCGCGAUUCUCCGCCGGCCUCGCAUCCCGUUUUACAGGCCCCCAUGCAACAAGGAGACAUUGAGAAUGAGUCGGAACUGCGGCAGUCGGUAUUGGCGGAAAUAGCAGCGGCACACCAGAAUUUCCACUCCCGUAGGAUGGGAGGACUAUUGCAGUCAUGGCGUGACCAGCGCAACCGCCUCUCGGCAAGCAACGACUACAUGGAGUCUCUGGCUGGUCAAAUGGAGAGGAGGUCACUGAGCAAGAAGUUUGUCAACACAUGGCGCCUGGCUGCUGGGAUGGCAAGGGCCCGGAGAAGUGAAGCUGCAGAAACAGCAAGGCAACUGGUCGAGACAGCACGUCGGGAGGAACGGAUCAUGAAGCGUGCAGAACGAGCUUAUGAACUCUCGCUACUUCAUAAAGCCUUUACACACUGGUGGACCGCUGCUCAGGAGGAGGUGGAGAGAACCGAAAUCGCAAGGAGACACUUGCUCAGGAAGAAGGUCUUCGAUGGCUGGUCGCAAAAGGUGUCGGCAGACAAAUUCAAGGCUUUCAGCUUUGCCGCCAAUGGAGCGCUGCUCGCUUGGCGCAUAGUCACGAAGAAACAAGAAGAGCAGGAAGAAGUCGCGCUCCAAAUGUGCUCCAGAGGGCUUCUCAAAAUCACAUUUGCAAAGCUUUUCAGGCGACAUCAGGAGCGUGUUGCUGAUGCUUUUAACUCGGCUCGCCUGAGGCAAGGUGCCGUUUUGACUUGGUCGGCAGAACUGCAGAGCGCCACGAAACUGUGGACUGCGGCCGAGGCGGAUGCCUCCCAUAUGCGCCAAUCUAAUGCGUUGAGUAUGUGGCAGUCCCGGCACUCCGACAUGUCCAUGUUUCAAUCAAUGGCUUCCAGUCUUGUCCUCGAUCAUGACGCGACUGGCAUUUUUGAUUUCUGGCGCAAGCAAGCCAGGCUCGAAAGAAUAUUCCGGGAGCUUUCCAACUCGCAGAGGAAAAAAACUCAGGCCCUAACACUGUCUGCGUUGGGACAGGCUGCUGGUCUGUCGCAAAUGCUUGCCGCCAAGGCAGAUGCUAUGAUACUAAAAGACUUUGCUCAACAUUGGCUCCGCGAGCUCCGAUUAAGGGAAUUUUCCAGGCGGCGGGACCAAGAUUUGUUGUACAAUCAGCUGUACGAAUGGCUGAUGGAAGAGCGAUAUGCCCUUUUCCAUCGUUACUCGGAGUACAACCGAACUGUUGCAGCGCUAUCCGAGCUGCGAGCCGUUCACGAGAGCGAGAGGUUCAGACAGAGACAGCUUGACCUGAAGGCUCAGCGGUUUCGUAGGCGUGCCCUCUUGGAUCCUUUGAUUGGCCUCAUGCGCUCUCAGAUAUACCACAAUGACGAGGCCCGCAACUCGGCCCGCAGGAUUGAUCUGGAAAAUGUAGCGGGCAGCAUAAUAGAAGCCUGGACCACGGCAGCUGCAGGGCUGGAGAGCAUGGCAGAUGAUGCGCGUCUCGGGGCCUACUGGACCGCCGCGACUACUUGUCUCGAGGGCUGGCCCAGCUUCGCUCGAGAAGUGCGUCGCCAGAGGCUCGCAACCACAUAUCACGCAGCAAGCCGGCUACGCAAGGAACGCAUGGCUACAGAUGCCUUUGUUACCUGGCAGGAAGCUCUGCACGACAAGUUUGUUGUGACUUGGGAGUCGGAAGCGGCCCUACAGGACCGGCAACUGCAUGAGACUAUUGACCUGAUGAACACGUGGAUUGGUGAGACGAACCGCAUGAUAAUAAUGAGCAGUGUCGCCAAUCAAUCAGAUCUGCAGGUCGUGGUCAACUCAUGGCGCGCCAUUGCCAAUGGGCUGGACAAUCAAGAGACCGAUGCCGCCAUCUAUGAUAUCGAGCGGCUGAGAGGCGCAACCCUGGAGGUUUGGGAACUCGAACUUGUCAAGCUGAGGGGUUGGGCGCACACAGCGACAGAGCUUGCAGACAAGAACAAAAAGAAGCUUGCUCGUCAAGCACUGGGAUUCUGGUUGAGCCAGACGCAGCCGCGUCAACGCGAGGUGGACGACGUAGCCAUUGGUGGCAGGACUCCGCUUCGUACGAGCCUUCGUCGGAGCUAUACAGCAACUGCCCCGCCAAACUUUGGCGGUUCCGUGUUGUCAAGACCUGGCGGUCGAUUUGGAAGUGCCGCCGAUCAAGACGGACAAAACAUUGCAAGAUCCCAAUCUCAACAGGAGAAUCCCCUCGUGAGAAGGACUCAAGAGCCCUCUGGACCUCGACAGCAGGAUAACUCGCGCGGGCCGGCGUACGGUAGCACACCUUCACAACCAAUGCCCUCGGCUUGGUUCUCCAGCCGCUUCGGGUCAAGCACUACUGCAAAUACACCUUAUACUCCCCAGCCGAAAGCACAGUACUCUGACCAACCCACUCCUUCUCAAAAUUCAACCAGGGGUCGUCCUAACGCCGGCCUACAAGACUCAAGGCUGCCACCCAUUUCCGAGCGAUCUGAAAACUCCACACGGCGGUUUUCAGGCGGCGGUGGGGGCGUCUAUCCCAACACGGCUUCGGAAAUACCAGACGAUUCGAUGCGUGGCCCUAGUGAGGACCGCAUUCGGUCGUUUCAGGAGAAGCUGGCGCAGGCCUCGCGAUUUGCAGACUCGGUUCAGUUAGGGCCAAUGUCGGAGUUUGACGAAGACGAGGAGAAUGAUGGCCCGUACCGGUUCUCGGCGCAGUUUGGUGCGUCCAGGGCCAGCUCCGCUUUCCCCAACACCCCUGCUGCACCGCGAGCAUCCGGUGCGACGUUACCUCCCUCCGUAGUAGUCAACACGCCCACGCGGUUCCAGAGUACCACACGACUGCCUUUUCCGUCAACAACCACACCCAUGGCGCCUCUACCAUCUCCCAUGGAACGGCAGCUGCGGCAAGAGUACGUCAAGCCGUCAAGCAGUUUGCAGCCGGAGCAAUCUUCAGCCAGACCCGUUCUUGCCCGCGGCGCCAGAAGCCUUCUAGGAACCGGCGGUGCCGUGGCACGCCAGGGCGACGGCAAUAGACUAGCUAGGUCAUGGGCAGCCACCGGCCAGCAACCUCGGGUAACCUUUGAGCCUGGCCUUGCUGGAGCCGAUGAUGAAGAAGACGAUAAUGGCGAGCAGUUUACGAAUUUCUAA
This is a messenger RNA of Pyricularia grisea, 4677 nucleotides long. RefSeq lists its product as uncharacterized. NCBI's taxonomy places the organism in Eukaryota, Fungi, Ascomycota, Sordariomycetes, Magnaporthales, Pyriculariaceae. The coding region runs from base 1 to 4677 and encodes 1558 amino acids. The record is from RefSeq and is a predicted model, not a curated record. The transcript is spliced from 2 exons.